Messenger RNA from Mytilinidion resinicola, 912 nucleotides. Its product is annotated as trimeric LpxA-like protein. Bases 80 to 739 code for a protein of 219 amino acids. NCBI's taxonomy places the organism in Eukaryota, Fungi, Ascomycota, Dothideomycetes, Mytilinidiales, Mytilinidiaceae. The transcript has 3 exons. The record is from RefSeq and is a predicted model, not a curated record.
ACCGUCAAGCAGGCCCUUAAGCUCGUUUGGCUCAUUGGCACAAACCUAUGUCUGCUUGCUCCAGAGGCGCGUAUUAAGGAUGUCUCGACCUACCACGCGUAGACCGGCACCGAAGGGCGAGUACAUAGAGACGGACUCGGGCAACAAAGUCUCCCGCCGUGCCGCCAUCACUGGAACCGCCAACAUCACCCUCGGUGGCCGCACCGUCAUCCAAUCCGAUGUGCAUCUUCGAGGAGACCUUCACCCAACCCGAGCUAUGCCAUCUAGCACCAGCUCAUCGAAACCAGAAGCUCCACCCACAUCCAUCAGCAUCGGCCGCUGCACCGUGAUAUCGACCGGGUGUGUGAUAAAACCUCCCAGCAGAGUCAGCAGAGGCGCAGUGCAUUACUAUCCCAUGAAAAUCGGAGACAAUGUCUUUGUCGGCCCCGGCUCAACCAUCUCCGCAAUCUCCAUCUCCUCCCACGUCCACAUCGGCGAAAACGUCGUCAUCCAGCCCUUCGCCAUUGUUAAAGAGAACGUCAAAAUCCUCUCAAACACCAUCAUCCCAUCUCACAUGGUGAUCCCCUCGGGCUCUGUCGUUGCCGGCCGGCCAGCGAGGGUAGUGGGAGAGGUCGGAGAGGGCUGGGGCGUUAGUGCUGGAGGUUCGAGCAGUGGGGGGCUAGGAAGUGUCGGGGGAGGUGCCGGGGCACCGUGGGUUGAGGGUGGAGACUUGAGAGAACUGGUUAGGGCCAUUAAGUGAGAAAUGAGGUGGCGUGAUGGGGAAGCGGUUCGAGGGUUGAGUGCGACUGAGCACCUUCAAGGGCUCGGAUAGAGUAACUAGCUUAGCGGCGGGAGUCCGUUUGUGGCAAAAUCGUAUACCUAGGUUUGCAAUAACAUACAACACUACGACACACACUAUACUACUACUAUACA